Molecule: messenger RNA, 1932 nt
Organism: Fonsecaea multimorphosa CBS 102226
Lineage: Eukaryota; Fungi; Ascomycota; Eurotiomycetes; Chaetothyriales; Herpotrichiellaceae
Exons: 4
Coding region: 1-1932 (643 amino acids)
Molecular function (GO): protein binding
Source: RefSeq, a predicted model, not a curated record
AUGGCGGGGUCUUUCAUACAUUUCAUCGUCCUCCAGGCUAUUACUACCUCGACCUUGCUGCUCCGAUCCGUGGCGCAGAAUGUCUCACUGGCGGUCGAUCCCGAUGCCUUGGAUCCUCUGCAGACAUGUAACCGUGGGUAUGGACGAAUGGUCGUCGUGGACAACAUAGUCUAUAUCUACGGGGGAGUAAGCAUCAUUUCGAACGGCACGACCAAUACCUUGUGGAUACUCAACCGCUACCUCCGCAUUGUGGACUUGUCGACCACGCGCAACUUGUCCGAUCCUUCUCUGAUCACCGCCGAACCUCUUCCCGAUUUUGUGCCUACUUUCGACGAGGGCGCCUUCUGGGAGGAUGGCCGGAAGCUCUACGUCGUGGCUGGUCUGCAGGGGUGCUGGUAUCACCUCACGGAACAGGGAUCGUUCGUGGACUCGGACUGGAGCCUGGCGGACCUGUCGGGCCAAAGCAUAUACUAUUACGAUGUCGACUUGGGCCAAUGGUCCGUGGAUACUGCGCUGCAAAACUAUUCGCAGACGGGGCUACCCAUGGACGGGACAUUCUCUUGGAACUAUCUCGGUUGGAACUCGCGCCUUGCAAUAGGUUACGUCCACAACGGCAUCAGGGCCGCGGGACACGCGCGCUUGAACCCCAACACCGAUGUAUACACGCUCGACCCCGGAGUUCCUCAGAUCGGGGAAAAGUUUAUCGCGUCCUUCAACACCAGCGACUGGACUUGGACCAACAAGACUAUCUCGUCCGAGCUUGUACCGGAGUGGAGUGAACGUGGCAACUUGGUCUUUCUCCCUGGAACUGAGUCAAACACGGGUGGACUGGCCGUCGCACUGGGGGGUGACACAAGACCUGAAACCCAAUAUUUGAGCUUGAGACGAGUGGUCAUGUACGAUACGGGGGCAGACGAGUGGUUUGAGCAAGACACCACCGCCGAAGGGGGAACGUAUCCCGCGCCGCGCGCCUCCUUCUGUGCUGUCGCCAUGAGCGCGGCGGACGGCAGCAGCCACAAUAUCUAUGUAUAUGGUGGACUACAAGCAAGUAGCGACGACGCGCUUGGUGAUAUCUGGAUCCUCACACUUCCUGCCUUCCAUUGGAUUCCUGUCAGCACGAGCUCGGUACCGCGGUCUGCACCUGCCUGUGCCGUGGUGGCAGAUAGGUAUCUGGUCACAUAUGGUGGCAUGUAUCAAACGAUCGAAUGGCCGAUCCCGGCCAGAUACGACUGGCCAUGCGAUCAAGCGCAAUCUGGCCUUAGGCUCUUCGACCUGACACACCUAAAUUGGACAUCGACUUAUGAAGCACCGCCUCAGCAGUCCUCGGUGACACCCAAAUCUCCAACGACGUCGAAUUUAUAUGCUAUCCCCAGCCAAGUGUACAGCAUCAUCGGCGGGGAUGCAGGUGGCGGUGCUACAGUGACCGCCCCCAGUACCGGAUUUGGGACGAACACUGCACUCGCAUCGAUAUUUGCCAACGCCGUCAAAGUGUCGAGCUCUUCCAGCAGCACAGCUUCCGUGACAGCUACGGCCACAAGCGCCGGCAGCACCACCGGGUCACAUUCAAGCCAUUCCCAUGCCGGGGCCAUUGCCGGUGGUGUGGUGGGUGGUGUCGCCGGCCUGGUGAUUAUCCUUAUUGCCGGCCUAUGGUUCGUCCGCCGGAGAAGAAGGAUGACUAGCACUCCUGAUGCCCGUGAGGUGAGCAAGGGUCCACAUGAGGUUGACGGUAUUAGCUUGCGGAAGGUCGACAGUACGGGAAAAUACGAGGUUGAUGGGAAUGCGAGGCACGAAGCUGAUGGAAGUGAAAGGCAAGAAGCUGGUGAAAGUGAAAGGCGAGAAGUUGAUGGAAGGGAAAGGUACGAAGCUGAUGGUAUGGAGACAGCCAGACCGGCGAGUCUUCUUACUCAUGAGCUCGAGGCGCCUAUCAGAUAA